Williopsis jadinii is the source of this 680-nucleotide messenger RNA. RefSeq names its product Svp26p (gene SVP26). Gene Ontology annotation, molecular function: COPII receptor activity. NCBI's taxonomy places the organism in Eukaryota, Fungi, Ascomycota, Saccharomycetes, Phaffomycetales, Wickerhamomycetaceae. Bases 33 to 641 code for a protein of 202 amino acids. The transcript has a single exon. Gene Ontology annotation, biological process: endoplasmic reticulum to Golgi vesicle-mediated transport. The record is from RefSeq and is a predicted model, not a curated record. Gene Ontology annotation, cellular component: endoplasmic reticulum membrane; Golgi membrane; COPII-coated ER to Golgi transport vesicle.
AGCAAACUCAGCAACACGAAUAGCUGGAGAAAAUGAUUCUAUCCUUACUCUCUUAUGUUGGAAUAGUGCUUGGAUUUCUGUUCCUCACACUUUCCAUUGCAUCUGGACUGUACUAUGUUUCUGAACUGGUUGAAGAGCAUACCGUGUCCACUAAGAAGUUCCUUACGAUGAGCAUCUACGUCAUUGUCGGUAUAUACGUACUGCUUUUGGUAUUUGACUCCUUCCCAUGGAAGCUGGUCUCGUUCUCCAUCUUCACACAGUGGGUCUACUAUCAAAACUUGAAACGGUUCCCUAUGAUUGAGUUCACCAGUUUGUCGUUCCUCGCGUCGUGCGUACUAGUCGUGAUGAACCAUUUCCUGUGGUUCAAGCACUUUUCUCAAAACCAGACAACAUUUGCUGAGGUUGCUUCCUUCUUUGGUGUGUGUGUAUGGUUCAUACCGUUUGCACUGUUUGUCAGUCUCAGCGCAGGUGACAACGUGCUUCCAAGCACCACUCAUUACAAGAAGAACGAUGACGUUCAUUCAAGUGGCAGAAACCAAGGGCUUGCUAAGGUGAUCAUUGGAACAGUGAGGGACUGGAUAUACAAAGUUUCACGCUCAAUGGGAUAUGAACUGGAUCCAAAUCAUGGAAGAAUAAUAUGAUAUAUAAUCUACUGACAAUGUAUAUACACUAAUAAUAGC